Molecule: messenger RNA, 519 nt
Organism: Trypanosoma grayi
Lineage: Eukaryota; Euglenozoa; Kinetoplastea; Trypanosomatida; Trypanosomatidae
Product: kinesin
Exons: 1
Biological process (GO): microtubule-based movement
Molecular function (GO): ATP binding; microtubule motor activity; microtubule binding
Source: RefSeq, a predicted model, not a curated record
AUGGGGAAGUCGGAGGGCAUCCGCAUUUUUCUCCGCAUCCGCCCCGUCGCAAAGCGACUGCCGCCUAGCGGCGCCGGCAGGGAGGACGCCGCGCUCACCACGUACGCCGUGGAUCACACCUUCGACAACUCAAAGGUGCACUUCCACGUUGACCGCCGUGCUGAAAACGAUGUGGUGAACAACGCGCUGGAGGACUACCGCUUCACCUUCCGCCGCGCCUUCGAGCCGGCGGCGACGCAGGAGGAGGUCUUCAACGUCGUCGCGAAGGACUGCGUGCUGGCGGCGCUCGAUGGCUACAACAGCACCAUCUUCGCCUACGGCCAGACAGGCAGCGGCAAGACGUACAGCAUCACCGGCGGCGCGGAGAGUUACAACGACCGCGGCAUCAUCCCACGCGCGCUGGCGCUCAUCUACGACGAGGUGGCGCGGCGCCAGCAGGAGAGCAGCUGCAGCGUCGCCGUGUCGUACCUGCAGAUAUACAACGACAGGGGGCAGGACCUGCUCAACCACGGCCGCGAC